AUGAAGGCGGCCGUUUGCUUGCUGCUAAUGGCCGCGGUGGGGAUCAAGGCGCAGAAGCCCGAAGAGGCCGAAAGCCGCGCGGCGGGAGAGGCGCCAGAAUUCGUUUACCGCAACAGAUACAAACGCUCUGCCGAGGCCCAGGACAAAUGCACUUACACCUUCAUUGUGCCCCAGCAAAGAGUAACCGGGGCCAUUUGUGUGAACUCCAAAGAGCCCGACUCCGUGCUGGACAACAGGGUGAACAAGCAAGAGUUGGAACUUCUCAACCACGAACUCCUGAAGCAAAAGAGGCAGAUAGAGACCCUGCAGCAGCUGGUGGAGGUGGACGGCGGGAUCGUGAACGAGGUCAAGCUGCUGCGCAAGGAGAGCCGCAACAUGAACUCCCGCGUCACCCAGCUGUACAUGCAGCUGCUGCACGAGAUUAUCCGGAAACGGGACAACGCGCUGGAGCUGUCCCAGCUGGAGAACAAGAUCCUCAACCAGACGGCCGACAUGUUGCAGCUGGCGAACAAGUACAAGGACCUGGAGCACAAGUACCAGCACCUGGUCACCAUCGCCAACAAUCAGUCAUUCGUGAUCGCACAGCUGGAGGAGCACUGCCAAAGGACGCCGUCCGCCAAGCCGGUGCUGCCGCUGCCGCCGCCAAACCGCGUCUACCAGCCGCCCACGUACAACCGCAUCACCAACCAAAUAUCCACCAACGAAAUCCAGAGCGAUCAGAACUUAAAGGUCCUACCGCCGACUCUUCCCACCAUGCCCCCCGUCACCAGCGUCCCAACGUCCACCGAUAAGCCCUCAGGUCCUUGGCGAGACUGUUUACAAGCUUUAGAAGAUGGCCACGGGACCAGUUCCAUAUAUCUUGUCAAGCCUGAAAACACAAACCGAUUGAUGCAAGUCUGGUGUGAUCAGAGGCAAGAUCCCGGUGGCUGGACGGUAAUUCAAAGGCGUUUGGAUGGAUCGGUCAAUUUCUUCAGGAACUGGGAAACGUACAAGCAAGGGUUUGGUAACAUCGACGGAGAGUAUUGGCUGGGGCUGGAAAACAUCUACUGGCUGACAAACCAAGGAAACUACAAGUUGUUGAUAACCAUGGAGGACUGGUCGGGACGGAAAGUUUUCGCAGAAUACGCCAGCUUCCGUCUGGAGCCAGAAAGUGAAUUCUACAAGCUGCGAGUGGGCCGAUACAACGGUAAUGCGGGAGACUCCUUUACGUGGCACAACGGAAAACAGUUCACCACACUGGACAGAGACCACGAUGUAUACACAGGCAACUGCGCCCACUAUCAGAAAGGGGGCUGGUGGUACAAUGCGUGCGCCCACUCCAACCUCAACGGCGUCUGGUACCGAGGGGGCCACUACCGCAGUCGCUAUCAAGAUGGCGUUUAUUGGGCAGAAUUCCGGGGGGGCUCCUACUCCCUCAAGAAAGUGGUGAUGAUGAUCAGACCGAAUCCUAACACUUUCCACUGAAGGAGACAGCGUCCUCUCAAAGAGGGGCCAACUGUUAGGUGGGUUUUCUGGAACGCAGCAACAAAGAAUGUAAGAUAUUGUACCACCGACUGCUAGACAAGGAGACCUGGAUGCUGUCCUAUUCCAGAAUCAAUCUAGAACCAAAAUAAGAAGCUUUUUUGGGG
Molecule: messenger RNA, 1628 nt
Organism: Protobothrops mucrosquamatus (brown spotted pit viper)
Lineage: Eukaryota; Metazoa; Chordata; Lepidosauria; Squamata; Viperidae
Gene: ANGPTL2
Product: angiopoietin like 2
Exons: 4
Coding region: 1-1464 (487 amino acids)
Source: RefSeq, a predicted model, not a curated record